This is a messenger RNA of Aspergillus calidoustus, 1863 nucleotides long. Lineage: Eukaryota; Fungi; Ascomycota; Eurotiomycetes; Eurotiales; Aspergillaceae. The record is from the annotation of a GenBank genome assembly.
CUUUCACAGUACCACGAUUAUCUUUCACACUCACCAGAGCACUCUCCCAUCAGUAAGAACUACAGUGGUCUUUACCUUCCAGUCAACAUCUAGCUGUCUCACGAUGAAGUCCACAAAGUACGAAUUCGGGCCAGCUGAUACUGGCGCGCGGCUGUUCUCUUCAAAGACCGAGAGAGUCAAAGUUAUACGAAUACAGAGUGGUGAAAACAAAGAUCCAGCGAUAUCAGAGAUCACGAAAGACACUGAGCUUGCUGAUCACAUUGAGAACAUCAGAAGUACCGGACACUCUAUAAUGUCUGCCUGAUUUCCUCUGUCGUGCUGCUGAAAGAGAAGAGCUUUAUGCUAAUCUGCCUAUUUCACAAGUGCUGUCUACAAAAAACACUCGUGGAGCUCUAUGCAGAUCUCCCGCUCGGAUAUGGAGCGCAUCCUUGACGAAUAUGAGGCGUUCUCACCAUUGACAUUAAUCUUCAAAACCUUCGGUGUACAAACCCGGGAAUAUAUCGAUCCUGAGGGCUUCUUCAUAUCCAGAAUGUCUAAAAGGGGCCUGCAAGGUAGCCCAGUAUACGAGAUGUGCUAUAAAUUCUUCUACGUCGCGGAAAAUGGGCGUGGCCGAGGAAGUCCAUGGUCACUUCGUCAAAUAGGGUUAUACCAGCAAGUCUGUUCGCAGACAGGCAGCUGCCAUUUUCUGUUGCUUCAGCCAGCUCAAAAAGUACUUGACCUGAUUGAAAUAUAUCUGAGCGAGUUCGCUACUCGGAGAGCCAGCCCAUUGAGGCUUCACUGUAUGAUAGCCCGAUGCAUGAUCGCCAAUUGGGCCGAAUACCUACAGCAUAUCUACAAAAGUAUCUCGGAUCUGGAUGAAAGAGCCUGUUUCUCCCAGGUUGAUCCCCGACCAAAACGUGGUUUCGAAGUCUCGUUCUCGGAUUGCCAGACCCUGCAGAUCCAUCGACAAAAGCUCCUACACGCUUCUAUUAUUCUAGAUCGGUACAUUAACUUGUUUCAACGGUUUGCGGAUGACGCUGCUUCCCUGAAGCUGACGUUUCCCGAUGAGGAUUGGAAUGCAAUACCCAAGCAACUUGCUGCCCACGAGUCGCAAAUCAGGACUCUGCAAAAGUUUACUGAGAUGAUUCUUCGGCAAUCAGAGGGGACAAGCACAUUAUUGUCAAAAAUUAUCGACUCUCGGAACAGCAACCUCUUGCAUGCAGCCACACUUACCAUGCAAAAUCACCUCGCCCUUAUCAAUAAGACUUCCAACAAAUCCCAAAAUGAUCUCAUGGCCAUGGUGUCGCUUACAAAGCAAAAUGCACAAGCAAGCAAAACAGUAAAAUUCCUGACACUAACCGCCACCACCUACCUUCCGCCCACCCUGAUGGCAACCAUCUUCAGCUCCAACCUAAUUCAGCUUUCGGGUCAGGUUGUUCCAGGCCAGAGUGAUGCCCAGCGCCAUUAUGUUCUCCAUUCACAAUUCUAUCUCUAUGUCUUAGGCACUUUGGGCCUGACGACGCUUACUCUAGGUGCGAUCUGGUUACAUGGCAGAGGGAUCAAGCUGCUUCGUCAUCUAUUAGGGCUUAACUCUGUUCUCCGAAAUACCGCCGGACCCUCGAAGGUCUAACAGGUCCCAACGAGCUAGUUGAAGGCCGGGCAUUCUAGAUAGCGUGCCCAGCUUGCGAAAUUAGGAACGCACAUCUUGCCCCUUAUUUUCAAUUGAUGGGAAAUUGAAAGGGGGCUUCUGGCAUAAAAUUUUGAAGAGUGACACCUGCUUUGAGUCUAUUAUACAUCGCACACGUUCAUGGAAAAGAGAAAAAGAAUCUAGGAAAGUGGCCCAAUGUACUAUCUUAACAUACAGCCAUGAGACUUAUAUUUGAC